Molecule: messenger RNA, 579 nt
Organism: Penicillium riverlandense
Lineage: Eukaryota; Fungi; Ascomycota; Eurotiomycetes; Eurotiales; Aspergillaceae
Product: Transcription factor
Exons: 2
Coding region: 1-579 (192 amino acids)
Source: RefSeq, a predicted model, not a curated record
AUGCACUCACUGCAGCGCAAAGAACAAUCCACCACCUAUGCGAAGCGUCCCAUGUCAACGAUCUUGUUAGGUGCCUGCUUCACAUUGAUAUACAAUUUUCUCCACGACUCAAAUUCCGCCUCGGACCAUUUGCCGUGGGUUUAUGCUGCAUUGCAGAAUUUGUCGACAAUGAGAGCCGGUGAUCCCAUAACCAGCACCAUUUCGGCUAUACAAACCGUAUUGCGAAAGAUCAACCCCUCAUACGAGUGGUCACCCUAUCCGAAGCAGGGCAGCAGACAUGAGGUCAAUUCGUUGGUAUCUUCGACAAGAGCUCAAGAUCCCACCCCUAGACAUGGUCAGCGUUCGACAAUGACUAGCCUCGCAAGUCCAUCUCAGCAAUCAGGGUCACAUCCGGAUCUAUCAGCAUUUCAACCAACCCUUCCUCAGGUAGAGAUACCAGACACUGUUGGUUCCAUUGGAUCUGGUGAGGAAUUGCUUGACUUCACACAAUCCGACAUGGGUUGGAACUUUGACUUUUCUACCAUGGACCUGGAAGCAUUCUUCUCGAUCUACCAGUCGAUGGAUGCUCCCAUCACCUAA